AUGGGUAUCAAAGGACUUCAUGGUCUCCUUAAAUCCAUUCAAAAGCCAUGCCAUCUCAAAAAGUUCGCUGGUCAGACCUUGGCCAUUGACGCCUAUGGAUGGCUGCACCGUGGUACGGUUGCUUGUUCCGUGGAUCUGGUCUUGGAUAGGCCAACAAGAAAGCACAUCGAUUUUGUUCUUCACCGAGUCCGUAUGCUCCUGUACUUCGGAGUGACACCCUACCUAGUAUUCGAUGGCGACGACCUCCCUAGUAAAGCGGCCACAGAAGCCGAUCGACACCGUCGGCGACAAGAGAGCAAGGCCCUGGGACUGGAACUACAACGCAAAGGCAGGAUACCGGAGGCCUACCAGGAGUUCCAGAAAGCCGUCGACGUAACACCGUACAUGGCUCGUCAACUUAUUGAAGAAUUGAAGAAAAUGAAUGUACAGUACGUGGUCGCCCCAUAUGAGGCCGAUCCCCAAAUGGUGUACCUCGAACAGCAGGGAAUUGUACAAGGAAUCAUUUCCGAAGACUCAGAUUUGCUGGUAUUUGGUGCGAAACGCCUGUUGUCAAAAUUGGAUCAGCAUGGCGACUGUAUUGAGAUCAAUCGAGCAGACUUUACUGCUUGUCGAGAAGUGAGCCUCGUCGGAUGGACCGAUGCAGACUUUCGUCAAAUGUGCAUUCUUAGCGGGUGUGACUAUUUGGCUAAUAUCCCUAAAAUGGGGUUAAAGACGGCACACCGCAGCAUUCGCAAGCACCGCACAGUGGAAAAAACGUUGCGUAUGCUGCAAUUUGAGGGCCAGUACAAGGUCCCACCUGAUUACCUGACCAACUUCAAGCAGGCUGAGGAUACGUUCCUCUACCAACGGGUCUUCUGUCCCAAUGCUAAAAAGCUGAUCCCUUUGACAACCCCCGAAGAUGGCGUGAAUCUCGAUGAAAUGCCUUUUAUCGGAGGUGAUGUGGACCCAGAAAUUGCGGCUGGGGUCGCUUCCGGGGACCUAGAUCCGACAACCAAGGAGGCUAUUGAGUUGAAACCUUUGACUGCAGGUAAAGUGCCACUCGGUAUUAGUCGCCGUCAAACUUUGGGGUCGUCUUCAGAGCUGAAGCCCAACAAGCCUAUCAACUCGUUCUUCACUCCGAAGCGAAAGCCUCUUGCCGAGUUGGAUCCGAACAGUUUGACCCCGUCGCCGAGUCAGCAAAGACUGUUGGAUCGGAAUGCGAACAACUCCUGGCAAGCCAACUCGGCGCCCUUACGCUCGAACUCGACCAGGUCAACCCCCCUUCGGGCAUUCUCGGACCAAGGUCUCAGCCCAAUGAUUCGAAGUGUGGGACGGAAUACAGUUGUGGCUCAAACAGCACGGGCAUCGAACCUGCAGCCGACCAAGCGGCAGAGACUUUGCUCUGAAGUGGAGGAUGACUUACUUCCUCGUCCAAGCGUGCAGAGUCGGUUCUUUGCUGCCGAAGUGAGCCCCAUUGGACAAAAAGUAUCUCGAACCAAAAAGCCCCGCCAGUCGAUGGUUGAUGUGUUUUCGGAUGAAGUAGCGGAGGAUAUCUUAUCGCAGAUCCCAGAUCCCUCUCCCACGCAAGAACAGAGUGUUAAUGAAGAGACCCCUUCCAAGAGUGUCGAAAUCCAGGUCGAGGCUGUGGCAGACGAUAAGAUUGAUGAUGAUAACGCACCAGUGGAGCUUUCUGCACAGUCUGGGUCUUUGCCUGAAGACAAUAAGUUCAACGAGGCUCUUGGAUACCAUGUCCGGCAACAGAACUCUACUAUUUCCAAAUUCACAUUCAGAUCUGGAUCUAAACCCACCUCUCCUGCACCACGCUCCCCUAUGACCAGAAUCCCAGUGAUCCAAUCCACUCAGAGCCAUGGGCUCCUCUCGUCCCCUCGGACACCUGCAGUUGCUUCUCGGAGUAAGACCCCUCAGCGUCAACGUCUUACACCGCUGCAGCGGAUGGGUCAAUCAGCCUUACAUCGCUCGCGUAGCAUCAACUUCCUACCUUCAUUUCGACGUGUGGAGACUUCCGAGUCUCGUACGGACGAGGCAGUCAUCUCCGGGGCCAAUACGCCCCAGGGCAGUGAAGAUUAUAUUGUUCCAGAUAGUGAGGAUUCGGAAGAAGAGAUUGGCACCAGCUUUGGACCUACCUCGACGUUGGAUUUAAAGCGGUUUUCAUUUGCCGCAUAA
Penicillium odoratum is the source of this 2163-nucleotide messenger RNA. Its product is annotated as putative exonuclease. The transcript is spliced from 3 exons. The record is from RefSeq and is a predicted model, not a curated record. Gene Ontology annotation, molecular function: metal ion binding; 5'-3' DNA exonuclease activity; protein binding. Gene Ontology annotation, cellular component: nucleus. NCBI's taxonomy places the organism in Eukaryota, Fungi, Ascomycota, Eurotiomycetes, Eurotiales, Aspergillaceae. Gene Ontology annotation, biological process: DNA double-strand break processing; mismatch repair; DNA recombination. The coding region runs from base 1 to 2163 and encodes 720 amino acids.